GAAAUAUUUUUAUAAUUUUGUACAAAUAUAAUGGAUGAUGAGAACGAUGAGGACUUUCUGCCAGCUCCAAACCUGUGCACAUUCAGCAUACCCAAUGAACCAGAUCUAUUGGUGGAGUAUGAGCUGUACCGGCCUUCAAUGGCUACCAGGCGCCUCUAUAGCGAACGAAAUCGUGGGGUCUACACGGAAGCAUUCAUCGAGAAUGAUCGGCUCGGGACUUUGGCGGAUCUCAGUGUCCGUGCGCUGGCCAAACUAGGCACCAGAUACAUUGCACCACCUGUAAAACAGGAUCCGCGAAAACUACGCAUACACUAUGAUUCCCUGGAUGUGAAUCUUCCCUUGAAGGAUUGCUAUUUUGUGGAGGAUUUGCGUUUCUGGCGUCGCGUGGUGCUCGCCAAGAGUUCAGACAAAUCGCUGCAGUUCAAGAAGAUCGAUGAGUUCGAUUGGCGUGGCAUGGGCAUUAGCUUAAAGUACGUGGAACUGGUAGAAUCCUGUCCAGCUGCCUACUGGCCGGAACAACAGAUGGCAGCCCUGGGUCAAUUGGUCCGUAAAUAUGUUCGAUCAAUGCACAUCAAACAUUUGCAGUCGCUUGAGGAUCACUUUUUUACACACUACGUGGUAAGUGAACCGGAGUUGGAUGCAUCCUCAGCGGACUCAGCUGGACAAGAGGUGUCAAGUGAUGAAAGUGAUACACCUGCUGAGGAAGAGGAAUGUGAGGAGGAAGAGGAGCCAGCUGUGAUACCAGUGAAAAAGGGAAUAUUGAAAAGGGAAUCUGUUCGCAUUGCAGAUAAUCUGAUUGCACAUGAGAAUGAAGACAGCCUAUCGGAUAUUAGUCAAGCGGCUAGAACAUUCACAUUGGAUGUGGAAGUCCAAAAGCGACGUGAGGCACGACAUGCCCGGAAUGCGGCACGGCAGCAGUUACGGGAUCUCGCCAAGGAAAAGAAAGAGGAGCAUGAGAGGCGCAAACAGAGACGCGCCAUUUUAAGAGCACCACCGCCUCCGGAGCCCAAGCAGAAGAAAAAGAAGAAGAAAAAGACACCAGAGAAAAAAAUCACUGGCGCUUUUGAUCUUCCAGUUGAUCCGGAACCCGAUGAUGGACAAGAUCAAAUCGUAGACAAUCGCAACAAAGAGAAGCUACUAAAUCGCGUCAAGCGAUACGAUUAUCCCGCCAAGCACUGUCACCACAUCAACCUGAGCUUUGUGCGUUACUUUGACAUGCUCAACUCCCUAACGAUUGAGUUCCUGGGUCCCGAGAUGAACCUUGGCUAUCACAAGCGACACAUGAACUUCUCCUACGACGACAUGGUGCAUCUGUCCAAGGGAGUUCGCACCUUGCAGCAGCUCAAGGUCUUCCGUCUGCGCAACAGUCGCAUGGACCACAUGAAACUCUUAAUAGUUGUUGAAGGCUUGAAGCAGCUGGAUGCACUGGAGGUUGUUGAUUUUGGCUAUGACCAACUCGAGGAUGAUUGUAAUGUGGCAUUGGAAAUGCUCCUGGAACGUAAGGUCAUGUUGAAGGGACUCGAGUUGGAGUACAAUAACAUACAGAGAUGUACUCUGCAGUCCAUUGGAUAUGCUCUCAGAUGUUAUGCCAACAAUGAUCCGAAUGGAAGACCAAUGGAGUAUCUGGGACUUGCUUUCAAUCCAUUGGGCGAACUUGGCCUUAACUAUCUGAUUCACAACAUUAUUGGCACUAAUCAUGUGGUGGAGCUGAACAUUAGUGGCAUUGCCGCCGAUGCCUCUUUGGUGACACGUGACAUUAGCAAUCUAUUGCGGAUCCAUGCCCCAUUGCGUCGUCUGGACAUGGCGUCCAUUAAGCUAAACCCCGUCGUGGGAAGAACCCUUAUUCGCGGGCUGGAGACCAACCACAAGGUCAUUCAUUUUGAAUGCCGUGGCUGUGAUCUGAGCUUGGAUCAGGAGUACGAAGCAGAUGCGAUAGUGCGUCGUAACAAUUACUCCGUGCGUCAUCCGUAUCUGGGGGAUACUAAGCAAACGGAGACCGGUCUCCUGGCUUAUCUCGCCGGCCUCAGGCAUCCCAUUGUGGCCAAAAUUGAGAAGGAGAAUGCUCGUCAAGCUGAGUGCCUGAGAAAUCGACCAUUAAAAACUCCCAGUGAGCAGAGCGUCAAUGAGGAGGAGAGUGUGGAGGAAACUCAACAGGAUCAAGAGCUCGAUAUUUGGCAAACACUUGGCCCCCAAAAAGCUUCACCCAAAUUACAAAGCGUGACCUAUUUCAGUACAUCCUCCCAAGGAAGCACUCAACUACCAUUUGUAUACAAUGCCAACUCUUUUGAUUUGGAAGAGAUCCGUGAACAUUUGUACAUGCCGGGACCCGAAAAUCGCCACUACUAUUUCCAGAGACAGAUGGAAAAUUAGUUUCAAUUUUGGACGAAAUUAGUUAAUUUUUUUGUGAGAUUUUGGACUUUCUCAGAAUUAUAUAUUGUAAAAUACACAAACACUUUUCAAA
Messenger RNA from Drosophila innubila, 2461 nucleotides. RefSeq lists its product as uncharacterized. The record is from RefSeq and is a predicted model, not a curated record. The coding region runs from base 31 to 2370 and encodes 779 amino acids. Lineage: Eukaryota; Metazoa; Arthropoda; Insecta; Diptera; Drosophilidae. The transcript is spliced from 2 exons.